Molecule: messenger RNA, 2505 nt
Organism: Cladophialophora carrionii CBS 160.54
Lineage: Eukaryota; Fungi; Ascomycota; Eurotiomycetes; Chaetothyriales; Herpotrichiellaceae
Exons: 1
Coding region: 1-2505 (834 amino acids)
Molecular function (GO): protein binding
Source: RefSeq, a predicted model, not a curated record
AUGUCUCCCACCAAAGACAUGACGACGUUACCGCCAGUUGUCUCGCCUGGCGAGAUUUAUACACCGCCCAAGGCUUUCGUCAAAGGCCAACGCUCGCGAAUCGCGAAGCCUCUGCGGGAGCCUCGAAGGUCCGCUAGUUCGGCCUUCGAUAUACCGUCUAAGGAGCCCAAUGCAGCGCCGCCGUUGAAAUAUACGUCACAAACCGUGAAAGUCCAACCAACAUAUGGACAGAGAGCCGUUAAAUCGCCGACUCUAAAGUCGAAAGGAUCUCUGUCCUCUCUUUUCAGAGAACCUCCAUCCUCAGCGAGAUCCAGUAGCAAGGUUGCAGUCUCGGGUGUUGGGUCUUCCGCAGCCCUGCUGAAGCCGAGAUCGAGAGGUGAAAAUACCCUGGCUCCCUCAACACCGCCGAGGGCAAAUUCGAAAGCAAAGAGGCAUACCAUGCUGCACCAAGAUCCAACGGUCGUCACAUUGAAGGCAUCGCAAGCAGAUACUCCGCCAAAGUCUUCAGCCGCUCUCCGAGAGACAAUUGCAAAAGCCAAAGCAGCAAAGAGGAAAGCUCGAGAGAGUGCGGACCCCACCGAUGUAUCGUGCCAGGGCCCUUCUAGUUGGCCCACUAGUUUCGUUGAAGACGACUUGUCUUACGGUGGCAACAACCAUGGCCUUUUGCGCAAGCGCAUUCAGCAGGCCACAGCUUCUGGCUACCUCAACAUUGCAGCAAUGAAUUUGAAGACGAUACCCACAGAGGUCAUGCACAUGUACGAUCCAGAGCACCUUACAACGAAUUGGGCAGACCUGGUAGACCUGACUAAGCUGAAUGCGGCUGAUAACGACCUUGAGGAGCUGAACGAAGAUAUGUUUCCUGACGUAACGAAAGGUGAUGGGGAGAUGAACCACCAAUUUCUUGGGCUAGAGGUUCUCGAUUUGCACAGAAACCGUCUGACGCGACUCCCGCAAGGCUUGCCUAUGCUGGAACGACUUCACACCCUGAACUUGAGUGGCAACAAGCUCACCACCGAUAUUCUCGAUAUUAUCAGCCAGAUACCCAAGCUACGAGAGCUCUCUCUUGCUGACAAUUCCAUCGAAGGCGAACUGGACCUCACGCGAGCUGGAUCAAAUACUUGUGGUUGUCUGGAGAAUCUCGAAGUCCUGGAUCUUCAUGGCAAUGCAGUGAGCAGUUUUGGUGCAGCGGGGCUUCUCACGCUCAAGCAUUUAAGAAUCCUGAAUGUUGCGGGCAACAAACUAUCAUGCUUGGAUUGGCAGCUGCUCUCAACGUCGACACUGACGGAAUUGAACAUCUCCAAGAAUCGUUUCUCUGGCGUCCUCUUCUCCGCAGGUGGUCUAAGUUUUAAGCAGCUCCGGAGCUUGGAUGCAUCAUACAACGAACUUGAGAGUUUAACUGCUGGUGACGACGAGGCUAAAACGGUGUUCUCGAGUAUUCGGACUCUCAACUUGACUGGCAAUAAAAUGACCAGCUUACCUUCCCUAAGAAGUCUUGAAGACUUACUCACCCUCCAGCUUGCAGACAACAAGCUAUCAGAAAUACCUGCGGACUUUACUCAGCUAGAGGGUUUGAAGAGCGCAGACUUUGCGAAUAAUGAUAUCCGACUGAUCCCUGCGGAACUUGCCACAAUGGCCAAUCUGACGAGCAUCAACCUCGUGGGAAAUCCGCUCAGGGAGAAGAAGUAUCUCACAAUGGGCACAGCAGACCUCAAACUGGAUCUCGAGAAGAAACUGGACCCAACCGAGGCCGGCAACAACCCAACAAAGACCAGUCCUGCAGAUGCCAUCUCUAACAGCCAAUACCGCUACACUCCCUCGAACGGCAUCCUCGACCUUUCAUCCCAAACGCUAUCCACGAUCCCCAUGGAAUUGAUCGACCUCACCUCCGAAGUUCACACUCUCAAACUCUCAAACAAUGAGCUCGCCUCCUUUCCAAUAAAGCUCCUCUCACAUCCUUCAUUGAAAUACUCCCUCCAAUCUCUCGACCUGUCACACAACCCCCAACUCCACCCAACAGACUACCUCACCUGCGAGCUUUUCAUGCCGUACCUCAAGUCUCUGUAUAUCGUCUCUACCGGGCUGACGAGCCUAGACGCUUUGACAACAUACCUCCGAGCCCCAGAGCUCAAGGAGAUCAACAUCUCAUGCCACAAACUAGCGGGCCACGUGCCGUGGGUAAGGGCGUGGUGGCCAAAGGUCACGACCCUGCUGGCGACAGACAACUGGUUCAACUCGGUCGAUGUCGAAGGCGUCCGUGGCCUCGAGGUCCUAGACGUCCGGAACAAUGAGAUCGAAGCCCUGCCUCCCAAGAUCGGCCUCCUGGGUAAUCUCCCCGGCAGCAAGGACAAGAUCCCUGGGAGACUGCGCGUCCUGGAGGUCAGCGGCAAUAGAUUCCGUGUCCCGAGACUAGUGGUUGUGGAAAAGGGCACCGAGGCUGUCUUGAAGGAUCUAAGGAGGAUGGUCAAGGCCGAGGAAGUGACGGAUGAGUGGAGGGAAGUGUUGUGA